AUGAGCGCCACGGGCACCGUGAAGUCCUUCAAUGGUGCGAAGGGCUUCGGUUUCAUCGAUUGUGGCACAGGAACAGACGUCUUCAUCCACAUCAAGGACUGCAUUGAUGGGAACCAGCCAGCCGCAGGCGAUGUGCUGACGUUUGACCUGGAGCCCAGCAAAUCCAAACCAGGCCAGAUGCAGGCCAAGAACGUCAAGGGUGGGACCGCUGUGAAAGAGCAGCCUGGCGCCGCAGACCCGUUUGGCUCCUUUGGAGCUGCGAAAAGCAUGGGCACUAGACAAGGCACCGUCAAAACCUUCAAUGCCGAGAAAGGAUUCGGCUUCAUUGCGGUGGAGGACGGCGGGCCGGACGUGUUUUUGCACGUGAAGCAGUGCGUCGGCUCCAUGCCCAAGCCUGGCGACGUGGUGACCUACGACGUUGAGCCUAGCAUCAACAGACCAGGUCAGAUGGUCGCAAAGAACGUAACAGGUGGAUCUAUGCCGCUGGCUACGAGUCAGCAGCCUGGAGCUGGAUAUGGACCAGUUCGGACUGACGUGACCCAGCUUACUAACCCGUAUGCGCAAAAUGGCAUGAUGGGAGGCAUGAACAUGGGCUGUGCUGGCCUAGGGAUGACAGCAAUGCCUGGCUUGGGCCUCGGUGACAUGAGUGCGAUGGGUGGGCUGGCGUCCCAACUGGGCUGCGCUGGCUUCAGUGGCUGCGCCGGAUGCCCCGGCUGCGGUUGCGGUGCGAUUGCUCUGGUUGUGGAGCAUGUGGUUGUGGCGGCCUCGGUGACUGUUCCGGAUGCGGAGCAUGUGGUUGCGGAGGGAUGUGGCUGUGGCCUGAAUGGUUGUGGUGGCUGUAUGCCCGACAUGAAUGCCUUGGGUGGCUUUGCUGGCUAUGGUUGCGACGGAGGCAUGUCGCAGCCGCUCGGAGAGCAGGCAAUGGCGCCAAUGGCGGCCCUGCCUCCCGGGGCCGAGAUGGGGUCAGAGGAAGUUGGGGUUUCGUCUGCGCUGGAUCCUGCGCCAGCAGAGCCACCGCGGCAAGCAGCAGCAGAGGAUUCUACUGGGCUUCCGGCCUACGUAAAAGACAAAGAGGUCACUCGGCGACUUCAGCUUCCGGCUGAACCUUUUGUGGACAGCUACUUGGAGCAAAUCUAUCCCAGCAACUAUGUUUCCAGCCCUCACUCGGCGGUCACAACGAAGCUACUCUCAUCAGAGGCGGGCUCACGUGUCUCCUCGCCGCAGCGCGGCCCGUCCGUCCGAGCAGGCUCCGCUCAGAGCCGUGGCAGCUGCGUAUCAAUUUCCAGCACAGGCUCCGCUUCAUGGAAGCAGCAGAUCAAAGGUGCACGGCAGAAGCUGUUGGAAAGGUUCUGCACCACAAAGCGCGCCUUCGAUGCUUUUCUCGGGACCAUCCGCGAGCUCAAGAGGCUUCGGUAUUGGACUGGUGACAUGCUGGACGUUGAGCUGCCGCAAGAGCAGUUCUGUGCCUUCUUGACCAAGCACUUCAAGAACAUUCCGAAAGAGGAUCACAUGAACAUCUUCCGUUUCUUCGAUACGGACGGGAGUGGCGAGAUCUCACUUGGUGAGUUCUAUGCAGUGGUCGAGGCAAUGUCCCCAGUGCGCUGCCUGGCUGACCUUCGGUGCAGGUGGAUUGCGCUCGGAUACGGUUCGGCGUGCAGGGCAAUGGAGGUGAUGGCAGCACGACAGACCUGGGGUGUCCGAAGAUACAGCUGCCAACAUUUCGGGCAUCUCCUGAGCAAAGUCGGAGUGCUGGAGUGGGAGGAGCACCUUUACAUCUUUUCGGCUGUCGCUGCUCCGAACAUGUCGGGCACUGUUUCCCUUGCCGAGCUCUAUGCUGCCCUGGGUUCUGUGUCGCCAGUUCUGCUGCUUGAGGAGUGGCGACAGCGCCUAGAGACGAUGUAUGUUGAUGUGGAGAAAGCUUAUGACCCUCUGGAAGACAUCACCACCCAGGCACCUCUUGACCUCAGCAAGUUCGUCGUUCAGGCUGGAGAGCACUGGAACAUGUCAGUGCUCGAGGCCAAGAGGUUCUUCAGGCUCUGUGAUUAUGACCUGAAGGGGAAGAUGACAAGGACGAAGUUCCUCACCGUCCUCAAGCUGGUGAAGCCUACGCUCAUGCUGGAGCACCUCAGGAGAAAGCUCAGGUUGUUCUACACCACUUUGCUUCGCAAAGUUCGGUCGGUGAACAAGAAGGCCAGCCUGGAAGCAUUGGCCAUGACGCUCGUGAGCAACUUCCUUCAGUACAAACAGGACCCAAAGAUCUCGAGGAAAGUCGUCCCAGAUGACUACCAGAGGACAUAUGACCUCUUGCAGCUCACAGAGAAGGACACAAAGCUGCUCUUCAGCCUCGUGGAUCUACGAGCUUCGGGGAAACCCGACCCGAUUUUCUGGCACAUGCUCAAGAACUUUACGCCGUCUGUUGUGCUCGAGGACUUGAGCCUUCUGAGUAACAACAUCGCUGUCAUGACUCUCAAGCAAGUGCGAGAGGCUCAAAAGCUGCCGGCCUGGCAAGCGAGGCAUCUCGGCCUGACGCGUGACCCCACGCCGGAGCUACAAGUCUGGUCUGAGUUAGCUGACGGCAGCAGGGAGUCUCCCUGGCUUUCGCAGCUGAUGCCAGGCUCUGCCGCCCGGGCUGCCGGCUCCCGGAAGGAGGCCGCCAUGCUGGCUCCGCUGGCUGCCAUCUCGUCUGGACUUGGAGGCAUGCGACCCUUGGCCGAAUCAUCAAAGUACAGCCUCCGCCUCCCCGAGGCCCGUUUGAGCCAGGUGCUUUCGGAUGUUUACGGCGAACUUGCCGGAGUUGAGGUGAAGGCCGCGAACUUGUUGGACCUCCUGGAAGACACGAGCAGCCAAGGUCUACCGAGACAUGCGCCCGUCGGUGGCCUUUCGAUUCCCGAGCUAGCAGCAAUGGUUGGCUGCGUGGCGGCUGCAGACGGCAUUCCAGCAGAUGUGUCGUCCGAGGGCCGGGAAGCUCGGGCACAACUGGAAGCCCGCGCGCAUUUCGCGCCUUUCACGGACUUUGCAGUGGACCUCCGGGAGGAGGUCCGUCAGCGAAUUCGCGUCGCCGGCUUGCCAAGGCCUUUGCCCAUGGGAAGUCUAGAGGAGCCACAGAGCUACGUGAAUGCUAGCAGGGAGUUGGACCCGAAGGCCAACUUGACAGAGGAGCCAAUCGAGACGGAGGGCUCCCGUCUGGCUGAGGUAAUCAGUGAAAAGCUUGAGACUUUGAAGCUGGUCAAGGAUGACAACCUGCGGGAGUCUCUCUCUGCCGAAGUCUGUGCUGAGGAGGUGGAACGUCGAUUCCUCCAGCAGGACAGUAGAGCAGCUGUGGUGCAUCAUAUUCCGGGCUCACGGCAGUGGGAGUCUUUCUACCGGCCCAUCGAGGACUGUUCGAGCUACACUCCGGACGUGAUCAUGAUGAACAAGAUGAAAAACUACUUUCUGGACAUGGGUGGCCUCGUGGAGGACCAAGAGGUUAUGCUUGCCAAGAAACAGCGCUUCUCGCAGCUCAAGCGGCUGAAGACAGCGCCUUCACUUGGUUCCCUCGAGUGA
This is a messenger RNA of Symbiodinium sp. CCMP2592, 3543 nucleotides long. Lineage: Eukaryota; Dinophyceae; Suessiales; Symbiodiniaceae. The record is from the annotation of a GenBank genome assembly.